Glycine soja is the source of this 1008-nucleotide messenger RNA. Its product is annotated as membrane steroid-binding protein 1-like. The record is from RefSeq and is a predicted model, not a curated record. Gene Ontology annotation, cellular component: membrane; endomembrane system. Lineage: Eukaryota; Viridiplantae; Streptophyta; Magnoliopsida; Fabales; Fabaceae. The transcript has 2 exons. Bases 138 to 806 code for a protein of 222 amino acids.
UAAUUUUUUAAAAUACUCACAAUGAGUUGAAGACAACAUUUUUUCAACUCUCCCUUAUCUCUCUCUGACACACACCAGCACGCAAACACUGAAACACACACAGUGUGCAGCAGCAGCAGCAACAAGAGAAGGAGAAGAUGGCUUUGCAACUAUGGGAGACACUGAAGGAGGCCAUAGAAGCGUACACGGGGCUCUCUCCGAACACCUUCUUCACCCUGCUGGCCCUCAUCCUGGCCCUCUACUACGUCGUUUCGGGCCUCUUCCCCUCCUCCUCCGACCACCGCCACAACACCGCCUCGCGUGACUUCGAGCCCCAGAUGGAGCCUCUGCGACCCCCUGUUCAAAUCGGCGAGGUCACCGAGGAAGAACUCAAGGCCUACGACGGCUCCGAUCCCGAGAAGCCUCUCCUCAUGGCCAUCAAGGGCCAGAUCUAUGAUGUUUCCCAGAGCAGAAUGUUUUAUGGACCUGGUGGACCCUAUGCUCUAUUUGCUGGCAAGGAUGCUAGCAGAGCUUUAGCAAAGAUGUCUUUUGAAGAGAAAGAUCUAACUGGAGAUAUCUCUGGUCUUGGCCCAUUUGAGGUUGAGGCCUUGCAAGACUGGGAAUACAAGUUUAUGGGCAAGUAUGUAAAAGUUGGAACUGUCAAAAAGACCGUUCCAGUAACUGAACCAGAAUCCACUGGCGAAGCAGCAGAAUCUAAUGUCCAUGAUGCUGAAUCUUCAAAGCCUACUGAAGAUGAUGGCCCAUCAGAAUCAGCAGCUGCUAAAAAUGAUGGAACCCCUUCAAAGAUUGACGCAGAUAAAGAGUAAAUAAUCGUUGGAUAAAGAGCAAUUGUCUUGCAAACAGUGGAAACGGUUAUUUAGAAGCUUCUGAGAGAGACUGAGCCUUGCUGAUUAGUCUAGGCCACCCCUUUUGCACUGGAACUUUGUCCUAGUAUUCUGUUUGAUAAAUAAGGAAUUUCGAUUCUUAGUAUUUAAUUUCAGUUUUCCUGGGUUUAAAGCUUCUUCUUUA